This is a messenger RNA of Parasteatoda tepidariorum (common house spider), 845 nucleotides long. Its product is annotated as COMM domain-containing protein 7. The record is from RefSeq and is a predicted model, not a curated record. Gene Ontology annotation, biological process: tumor necrosis factor-mediated signaling pathway; negative regulation of DNA-templated transcription. NCBI's taxonomy places the organism in Eukaryota, Metazoa, Arthropoda, Arachnida, Araneae, Theridiidae. Gene Ontology annotation, molecular function: NF-kappaB binding.
CCGAGAGAUUAAAAUAUUAAUCCACAAGAAUGUUAAGAGCUUAAUAUAACAGAAGUAGACAACUAGAUGCGUCAAAGUGCUCAUCCGUUCUCUCUAUCGGUGUCUGUUCUGUCAAUUUUUAAAAUUGAAGUACUCUACUAAUAUCAAUAUGCCUGAACUUAGUGUGUUUCAGAAAAUAAACGAUGAAAUGUAUUCUCAACUGGUCUCCAUUUGCUUUGACUCACUUUCUCAAAAAAUACAGCCAUCAGAGGUUUUCUCUCGUUACAAGACAGUCUGUAAAAAUUCAGAUAUAGAGUUUUCAGAUUUGGAACCUUCCUUGAAAUCAUUUUUACAUCUUUGUAAAGAUGCUCUCAAAAGUGGAAAAUCUGCUGCUCAAAUGCAUGAUGACCUCCAAAAUCUAGGCAUGAAUAAUGAACAAAUUGAAAUCUUUGUCAAACAGUGGGAUGAUGUACGUUCCUCUUUAAUACAUUCUUCAACAGCUGAAACAAUACCCAUUAAUCCUUUAGUUGAUAUGGAAUGGAAAUUUGGAGUUACUUCUGCAAGUAGCCAAGUCAAUUCAAUUGGUAAUGUCUACCUUCAGAUGAAGCUAGAAGUUGAUCAAGGAAAUGGCAGAACCAAAUCUGUUUUCUUUGAACUGCAACUUUCAGAAUUUUAUGCAUUUUUGCAUGAGAUGGAGAGAGCAAGAGCCAGUUUAGAUUACUUGAGCUAAUGUUUGAAGAUGCAUUUUUAUAUUUGAAAAAAAUAAUAAUUUAAAAUGUGUAUAAUUGAUGUUGUUAUAGUUUUUGUAUGUGAUUGAUUUGUUGAUAGUUUGUAAAUAAAUUUUUGAUUAUAUUUUAUAAGUAAAA